GACUCGAACAUGACAUUGUGCUCUCACUUCAAAGGCCCUUACGAUGGCGGCAUAAAGCGUCUUCCAUCGCCAGAGUAAUAUCACGAUCUCGCGCUGAUGGUGCAGAAAGAACGUCCGGUUCUUCCGCGAGAACAUGUUUUUCGGCUUCUGCCACCCCAUGAGGGGUCGUCCGGCUUGGCUCAAGAAACUCCAGGUGCGGCAGUGGGGCGCGGGAGUCCGAUUCAAGACGCUGGGGUUCGGGUCAAGGGGCGCGCACGCAGUGUUCACACGCAGGUCGGCCCGGAUGCUCCUCGGAACACGUCGGACUUGCAUUCUCAUGGUACAGGGACUCAACGGGUCGAUACUCCGAAACUCAUCAAGGUCCGCUGCGGCGGCGACACGUAUUCGCUUCGAGAUGAGACGAGAAGAGAAUCCGGCAGAUCGGGGCAAGGUGUCGAAGGGAAUGAGGCUGAAGGGGUGGGAGCUGUCCGCGAAAGCUCUGGCGGGGAGCAGACUCCUUCGGAGAAGAAGUACGAGCGACAGAGGAUGGUGCGAGAGGAGGUGGCGGAAGGAACCCUCCGCAUGAAGAGGAUGAGAGGAAAAUCGGAGGCGGUGAUGGGGGGGGAUGGAGGUGACGUCGGAGAACAUGCCUCGGGAAAGAGGCCGCCGAAGGAAGAGAGUGGGACGGCAAGUAAGAAAGCGAGGAGGCCCGGCGGUUUGACCAUUCACGAAGGACAAGCCGUGGGUGGAGGAGAUUCGGUUGAUCCAGGCGCUGCGGCCGCGAGAGAACCGUCGAGGAAAUCAAAACGGAAAGUGGCAGCUGAAGAAGGCGAUGGUCAGAAGAAACCUCGAAGGCGGAAGACUACUGAGGCGGCGAGCGGGGGCGAACGGCUUGUCGGUGAGGAGUGCGAUGAAGCGGCAGCGUUCUGGCUCGAAUACGAGUGGAACGAUGGCGGUGAAAUCGUGGAGAAGGAGCUCCCCGUCCAACUGCUCAUCGACCCCAGGAAGGUCAGUCUCAACGAGAAUACGAGACACAAGAUGUCUAAGCAGCAAUCGCAGAAGGCCGUGUUCUUGGACAUGUGGGAGGCAUGGGAGAAAGAAGGAAGGCCUAUGGCCAAUCAAGGGAACCCUUCCGGCAAGGAGGCCAAAAAACGAAAGUUUUUCGAAUUUCAAAAGCUGAUUUUGGGAAAGAGUCCGAACGAACCUCACUGGGCGUUAGCAGAAAAAGAUUUGUCGCUUGCCGACAAGGAGUAUGUCGCUGCCGUUGGCAAUGCAUUGAGGCAGUGGAUGCCGCUCGUGACGGUCGGUGAUGACGUUUUCCGCAAAUUCAUGGGCUUCUAUGCGAAAUGGGCGGAGGGGAAGUUGUUGGGCGGCGACGGCAAGACGCCAUUGUCGAGGUCGGGCAAAUACAUGCCAGACAAAUCUCCGGGUCUGCAAGGAAUUCCGGAAAUGGGCUCGAAAGGGGCAACUGGUGAAACGAAGAUGGGGUGGCUCGUCCGGGUCCCGCCGCCUCCGACCAAAAAGAAAACGCAAGCGGACGAUAAGUUUUUUGUGGUCGUGAAGGAGCUUGACAUGUUCUGUUGGCAGUGUCUCGCCGACAUGACGGAUGUCGAUAAACUGUCGAUCCUUGACGACAUUCUCGCGCUAAGGGGAGUGUUCAUGCAAUCCGCAGGCGGCCAUCUGAAGCGUCAGCAUAAACCAAGAAUUAAAGACAUGGUCGCGACGAGGAAAGUGGACCGUCUGAUGCUCCGUAUGUUCCACUACAUCUUGUUACUUGAAACAGAGGAGGACGAACAUGUUUGGCGUCACGGGAGCCCUUUUUUUCAGACCGAGGGGAAGCUUCUGGAGGAGUUCGGGCCGCACGGCCUCACGAAACAGGUGUAGGUCGAAAUGCGAAAGCAUUUCCAAGACGCAG
Messenger RNA from Chara braunii, 1894 nucleotides. NCBI's taxonomy places the organism in Eukaryota, Viridiplantae, Streptophyta, Charophyceae, Charales, Characeae. The record is from the annotation of a GenBank genome assembly.